Penicillium cinerascens is the source of this 1344-nucleotide messenger RNA. RefSeq names its product NAD(P)/FAD-dependent oxidoreductase. Gene Ontology annotation, molecular function: flavin adenine dinucleotide binding; saccharopine oxidase activity; sarcosine oxidase activity. NCBI's taxonomy places the organism in Eukaryota, Fungi, Ascomycota, Eurotiomycetes, Eurotiales, Aspergillaceae. The coding region runs from base 1 to 1344 and encodes 447 amino acids. The transcript has 2 exons. The record is from RefSeq and is a predicted model, not a curated record.
AUGCCAUCUCCACCACUCAAUAAUAAAUCGUCGAUCUUGAUCGUCGGAGCUGGAACCUGGGGCUGCUCAACUGCCCUUCAUCUAGCUCGACGAGGAUACAAAAAUGUCACAGUUCUUGAUCCCUACGGUGUCCCAUCGCCCAUUGCCGCUGGCAAUGAUGUCAAUAAAAUUAUGGAACACAAAGAGCCCAAAGGUUCACAAACGGAUGCCCGAAGCAUUGCAUUUGCUACCUGCAGUCGAGCGGCGUUGAACGGGUGGAAGACUGACCCUGUGUUCAAGCCAUUUUUUCACGAAACAGGGUUUAUUGUGUCCGGCAGUACAACUGAACUCAUUCAAAAUAUCAAGGAGGAAGAGAUAGACUCCUCCGAAGGCGAGUUUGUCGCCCUAGAGACGGCCCAAGACUUCCGCAAUACCAUGCCACCGGGUGUGCUGACAGGGGACUUCCCCGACUGGAAGGGCUGGUUCAGCAAGAGAGGAGCAGGAUGGAUCCACGCUCAAAAAGCGAUGAUUUCCGCAUACAAUGAAGCAAAACGACUCGGCACAAAAUUUAUCGUUGGUGACCCGGUGGGCAAAGUUGUCGCCCUGAUGCACCAAGAUGGUGACGUGAUCGGAGCACGAACAGCAGAUGGCACGGUUCAUCGCGCAGACCAUGUCAUUUUAGCUGCCGGUGCUGGUAGCGAUCGUCUACUGGACUUCAAGAAACAGCUACGUCCCACUGCAUGGACCUUGAGCCACAUUCGCAUGACGCCGGAGGAAGCCCAGCGCUACCGAAACCUUCCAGUGCUUUUCAACGUCGCCAAAGGAUUCUUCAUGGAGCCAGAUGAGGACAAGCACGAACUCAAAAUCUGUGAUGAGCAUCCGGGAUACUGCAACUUUAUCCCGGAUCCCAACUACCCAGGGGAGAAGAGAAGUAUACCGUUCGCAAAGCAUCAAGUCCCACUCGAAGCGGAGGCCCGGGCCAGAGAAUUCCUACGUGACACAAUGCCACAUCUAGCGGAGCGAGCAUUUUCAUUUGCACGGAUUUGCUGGGACGCCGACACUCCCGACCGUGCAUUCUUGAUUGACCGGCAUCCGGAGCACCCUUCUCUUCUGAUUGCAGUGGGCGGGUCUGGAAAUGGUGCCAUGCAGAUGCCAACAAUUGGUGGAUUUAUCUCGGAUGCGUUGGAAGGGAAACUACAGAAGGAACUCAGGCAUGUAGUACGCUGGCGGCCUGAGACGGCUGUUGGUCGUGACUGGCACUCUACGCAAAAUCGCUUCGGAGGGCCUGACAGGGUGAUGGACUUCCAAGAUGUGGGGGAAAACGAGUGGACGCAGAUACAUGAGACUGAGCAAAGCAAGCUUUGA